Molecule: messenger RNA, 1570 nt
Organism: Phialemonium atrogriseum
Lineage: Eukaryota; Fungi; Ascomycota; Sordariomycetes; Cephalothecales; Cephalothecaceae
Product: heme peroxidase
Exons: 3
Coding region: 367-1443 (358 amino acids)
Biological process (GO): hydrogen peroxide catabolic process; cellular response to oxidative stress; response to reactive oxygen species
Molecular function (GO): peroxidase activity; heme binding
Source: RefSeq, a predicted model, not a curated record
AGAGCGGAUCCCUGGAUCCGCAGUGGCUCAGUAACACCCCAUACCUUGGUGGUCUGAUAAAAUAUUGCCCAGAUAUCGGCCUCUACCAAGUGGAGCCACUGGGACCUGCUCUUAGCCAGUUAUCGUCCUCCCAUUUCUCUUCUGUUCUUUGCCCCCCCAAGGAAGGCACAUUUAUUAGUAAAGAGAUACCUCCCUGGAAACUUCCGAGUCAUUACCGACAAUCACUUUUUGAACCCUUUCUCUUUCUUUCCCUCAUCAUCGUGUAAUUAUCUCAAAAGGUAUGUCGUGAGCCCGGUUCCAGACAACCACCCUUGCUUUCCGAGAAAGUCCGAGAGCGACCCGAUUCUGAUAUCCGUCGCAAAACAGAUGGCCUCCGCGACACGUACUUUCGCCCGCGCGGCGAUGCGCACCGCCACCCGGCCGGCUGCCGUGGCCGCUCCUCGAAUGGCCUUCCGCCAGUCUGGCCGCCGCUUUUAUUCUUCCGAGCCCUCCAAGUCCGGCAGCUCAACUUGGAUCUGGCUGAGUGGUCUGGCGGUUGCCGGCGGUGCAGGCGGCUGGUACUAUAUGCAGAACUCGAGCAACGCAACCCCGAAGGUCUUCACUCCCAAGUUUGAGGACUAUCAAGCCGUAUACAACGAGAUUGCCAGUCGCCUGGAGGAGAAUGACGAAUAUGACGAUGGCAGUUAUGGCCCGGUCCUCUUGAGACUGGCAUGGCACUGCAGUGGCACUUAUGACAAGGAGACUGGGACCGGUGGGAGCAACGGCGCCACUAUGCGCUUUGCCCCCGAGUCAGACCAUGGCGCCAAUGCCGGUUUGAAGGCGGCUCGGGACUUCUUGGAGCCCGUCAAGCAGAAAUUCCCCUGGAUAACUUAUUCGGAUCUCUGGAUACUCGGCGGUGUCACCGCCAUCCAGGAGAUGCUGGGCCCCAACAUGCCUUACCGACCGGGCCGCAGCGACAAGGACGUCUCUGCCUGCACUCCUGACGGCCGUCUUCCGGAUGGAGCCAAGACUCACGACCACCUCCGCGAUAUCUUCUACCGGAUGGGCUUCAACGACCAGGAGAUCGUCGCCUUGUCGGGCGCCCACGCCCUCGGUCGCUGCCACACUGAUCGCAGCGGCUUCUCGGGCCCGUGGACCUUCUCUCCCACCGUCCUGACCAACGACUAUUACACCCUUCUGCUGAACGAGAAGUGGCAAUGGAAGAAGUGGGACGGUCCCAAGCAGUACGAGGACAAGACCACUAAGUCUCUCAUGAUGCUGCCGGCCGAUUAUGCGCUCAUUCAGGACAAGAAGUUCAGGCAGCACGUUGAGAGGUACGCCAAGGACAACGACGCCUUCUUCAAGGACUUUUCCGCCGCCGUUACCAAGCUCUUCGAGCUCGGCGUUCCCUUCGCUGAAGGGACUGAGAACCAGAAAUGGGUCUUCAAGCCCCUCAAUGCUUAAACAUGGGGGGACCUGAUGACAGCAACAAUAGACAGAGCAACGAUAGACUUGGGACGGAAGGACAUGAGAAUUAUACGAUAGAGCAGUGACUCGAGUACCCCGGCUUGUGUGCAAGCCCUUGUAUCUA